Molecule: messenger RNA, 1504 nt
Organism: Striga asiatica
Lineage: Eukaryota; Viridiplantae; Streptophyta; Magnoliopsida; Lamiales; Orobanchaceae
Source: the annotation of a GenBank genome assembly
CCACCUUCAAAAUUAAUUGCCUCACCUUCUCUCACCUCUUAAUUUCUGCUUAUUUACAGUUUCUAUUUGAGUAACGAGGCUUUCUAAUGAAGGUUACGAAGUGGUGAAGAUGAAGGCAAAAGUACCAGCGGCUGUGGUCAACCCAGCUCCGGUUCAUGCUCUGGAUCACAAAAGGGAUGCGUAUGGGUUUGCAGUGAGACCUCAGCAUUUACAAAGAUACCGGGAAUAUGCAAAUAUAUACAAGGAAGAAGAGGAAGAGAGAUCAGAUAGAUGGAAAGACUUUCUUGAUAGGCAAUCAGAGACCACUCGAUUGCCCACCACUGAUUUGUCGGCAACCAAUAUAAAGGCUGAAGAUAGUUCCAAGAAUGUUAUCACUGAAAAAUACAAAGAGGAGCAAAAAUGGACUGAAAUAAGGCCAUCUCUUUGUUUCAUAGAGGAUUGGAUGAGCUCUCGUGUGAAAAAUGAGGUCAGUUUGAUUAGCAGAGAAGAGGCAUGCAAAGGGGACUCUGAGGAAGAAUUCCACGAUUUGGAUAUAACAGAAUCUGAGGAAGAAAGAACUUCACAGGAUUGUAUUUCUGACGGUUUUACCCUUUCAGAAUCUCGGCCUCCUUGGGAAGAGGAACUCAAAUGUCUUGUUCAAGGAGGGGUCCCGAUGGCACUAAGGGGAGAGAUGUGGCAAGCCUUUGUUGGUGUUAGAGCUCGUCGGAUAGAGAAAUACUACAACAAUUUACUUGAUCCGAGUAUUAAUGUAGAAGUUAAGAAAAAUGGGCUAGAGGAAAAGAAUCAUGAUGCGAAUUUUGAGAGUGUGGGUGUACCUGAAAAAUGGAAAAGCCAGAUUGAGAAGGACUUGCCUCGAACUUUUCCUGGUCAUCCUGCUCUAGAUGAGGGUGGUCGAAAUGCUUUAAGGCGUCUACUUACAGCAUAUGCCCGUCAUAAUCCCUCUGUUGGCUACUGUCAGGCCAUGAAUUUCUUCGCCGGCUUGUUAUUACUCUUGAUGCCAGAGGAAAAUGCAUUUUGGACCUUAACGGGUUUACUAGAUGACUACUUCGAAGGCUAUUAUUCGGAAGAAAUGAUUGAGUCUCAGGUCGAUCAGCUUGUUCUCGAGGAGUUAAUGCACGAAAAAUUCCCCAAAAUUGAGGAGCUCGAAACAGCAUUAAUGGAGAUGGUGGAGCAUGAUAAUCGCAAGCAACUGAGUGCACGGGUUGGGCAAUUGGAGCGUGAGGUCUCUGAACUUCGACAAGCACUUCUAUGCAAGCAUGAGCAAGAGAAUGCAAUGCUUAUGAUGUUAAUGAGGGCAGAACAAGAACAGAAGGCAACUGAGGAUGCCCCCCUAUCUGACGAGCAGGAUGCUGCUGCCCAGAAAUACGCAGCUCAAGUAAAGUGUGAAAAAGAAAAUGCUGCGCUAAUCGAGAUGGAAAACCGGGCAGUUAUGGCUGAGUCAAUGCUGGAAGCUACGUUGCAAUAUCAGUCGGUACAAUACAAAGCGCUUCAUUCUCCCCGGUAA